AUGCCGGCCGUGGACCGGACGGCCUCGGCCCGUUCCAUUGCCGUUUCUCGGUCUAGCUGGAUCUCAAUUUCAGUGAAAGGCUCUGCUCUCCACGGUCGCAGUGGUCAGAGGACAAUCGUCUUGAGCUCAUCUUAUGUUUUCAAGUUCAUGGUCUCCAUCACUUUUGCAUGUGGAAAACGAGCAUACGUUCCUAUAUUGUUCCUGCGCUUCCGGGCUCCUAAUAGUGUAUACUAG
This is a messenger RNA of Penicillium soppii, 234 nucleotides long. RefSeq lists its product as uncharacterized. The transcript has a single exon. The coding region runs from base 1 to 234 and encodes 77 amino acids. NCBI's taxonomy places the organism in Eukaryota, Fungi, Ascomycota, Eurotiomycetes, Eurotiales, Aspergillaceae. The record is from RefSeq and is a predicted model, not a curated record.